AGCGCCAGCCAGCGGUGCAAAUGCAUAAACAGGUGACAUCCCGUUUUUUUUGCGAAAAGAAAAAUGGGAGUGCAGUGAAAAAUAAUGAAUUUUAUUGAAUUUCUCACACUAAUUCUGGCCCUGACCCAUCUCAUUGACAAUGCCCUUUCCGGAGAAUACCGUCAAUUCAAUUUCACAUCAAACUGUCGAGGCGGAAGCGAUGUGUUUCAGCAGAAAAUCCUAUUCCUGGAGCAGGGAAAAGCUGCUUUGGUGAAUCAAUCGUGGAACACCAAGUACCUACCACUGGAUGACAUACAGUGCAUGGUGAUGAUUAACACAACAACAAGGUAUUCGGGGCUAUUUGCCGUCAUCCAGAAGCUGAACUUCCGCACAAAGUCAAACGGGAAGAGUGAAUGCAGGGAUUAUGUGCAGAUUAAGUAUGGUGGUGGGGAUAAGACGGGGAAGAUUUGCGAGGAAAUCGGGACGGAACGCACACCAGCAAUGAGCUUUAACAGUCCCACGGGGGAGAUGAGUAUCCAGCUCCACAUUGGUGGGAGGAAAGCUGAAGAAGUGGAGGAAUUCAUUGAAAUCUCAAUGGUUCUCACCACUUAUCGAGAUUGCGAUGAUUCCUUCGCAUUUUCGUGCUUCCGCAAUAACACAGGAUGCAUCCCAAUGGAGUACUAUCGAGACUCUGUGGUAAACUGCGAUACACCCCUCUGUGCCGAUGAGGUUUCCUGCCUCGUGGGUCAGCAGAGUGUUGUCCGGAAGACGCUCAAUUCAUCAAAUAUCGCCCUAAGUGCCAUCACUAGUUUCAUUUUCACAGCCCUCGGUGUUGGGGGGUGCCUGUGGUGCUGCUGGAAAUACCGAUAUUGCCUCGAAGAGUGCUUCGCUGGCCCACCGCCCACGAUGGCCACGAGUACGGAUCAGCAGACGAAUACAGUUCCAUCACAGGGGGCACCAAUUGAACUGCAACUACCGCAAUCUCCGAGUUUGGCGCAACAGCCCUCGCAGUCGCGACAAGAAGACAAGGAUCUCCCGCCCAGCUAUGACACUCUAUUCCCGGAUAAGUAAUCAUCAACAUUAGUGCCAAAACUGUAUUGGUGUGAAAUCUCUCAUACAAAUGGGGGGGCGGCUAAACGGAAUUCCAUCCAUUUGUAGACAACAUUGAAUCUCCAGAGCGGGCGCAUUUUGCCUGUGAGGUGUGUACUUAUAUUGUAAAAAAGAAACAUAUUUUUUAAUGCUUUUUCUCAAUAAGAAGAAUAUUUUUCUAUGUCAAUUAAUAAAAUUUGUAAUAAUAUUAAUAAUAAAAUAAUUGAAUAAGAAAUAUUA
Molecule: messenger RNA, 1308 nt
Organism: Lutzomyia longipalpis
Lineage: Eukaryota; Metazoa; Arthropoda; Insecta; Diptera; Psychodidae
Exons: 3
Coding region: 85-1050 (321 amino acids)
Source: RefSeq, a predicted model, not a curated record